Chrysoperla carnea is the source of this 3103-nucleotide messenger RNA. RefSeq lists its product as uncharacterized. The record is from RefSeq and is a predicted model, not a curated record. The transcript has 20 exons. NCBI's taxonomy places the organism in Eukaryota, Metazoa, Arthropoda, Insecta, Neuroptera, Chrysopidae. Gene Ontology annotation, molecular function: heme binding; oxidoreductase activity, acting on paired donors, with incorporation or reduction of molecular oxygen; iron ion binding. The coding region runs from base 10 to 3060 and encodes 1016 amino acids.
AAAACCAUCAUGGCAUCGAUUGUUACAAUUUUAUCUGUUAUUAUUGUAAUAUUAUUAAUUAUAAAAUAUUUUUGGACAAAUCGGGUCCAUUGGACCUAUCAUAUUUAUCAAUGUGUGAAACAUAUACCAGGACCAUAUAAUAUUCCCUUAUUGGGAUGUUGUUUACCGUUUUUGGGAAGUUUGGAGCAUCUAUGGAAGAAAUUACGUGAAAUGAAUGAACUAUAUCCAACAAUUUACAAAAUGUGGGGUUUUAAUCGAUGUGCCAUUUUAUUCCUGGAACCCGAUGACGUUGAGAUGGUACUUUCUAGUACAAAACAUUUAGAAAAAAAUGAAGCUUAUAACACUGCUCGUCCAUGGCUUGGAGAUAGUUUGCUUCUGAGUUGCGGUAAUAAAUGGAAAUCACGCAGACGAAUUUUAACACCAGCAUUCCAUUUUAACAUAUUAAAUGAAUUUGUGAAUGUUUUUGAAGAAAAUAGUGAAAAAUCUGCAAAUUUUAUUAAAAAUAAUUGCAAUAAAGAUUUGAAUCCACAUGAGAUUGCCGUUGAACAUACCUUGCAUUCAUUAUGUGAAACUACGAUGGGAAUUUCUGUGAAUAUAGAAGAUCCGGAUGUUAAACAAUAUAAGGAUGCUUUAGAUAAAUUUGGCUUUUUCGUAUUUUAUCGUCUUUCAAGACCAUGGUUUUAUCCAGAAUUUACAUUCAAUUUUACAUCAAAAAAACGUGAACAAGAUUCGCUAAUUAAAGCAAUGCAAAAAUUUACGUUGAACGUAAUUAAUGAACGUUUAGCAAAUUGGAGUGACGAAGGUAAACAGCCUUUGUUUUCAGCGUCUGGUAAACGAAUACAACCAAUGUUGGAUAUAUUAAUUGGUGAAAUGAAACAAGGUGGUGAUAUUGAUUUUGAAGGAAUUCGGGAAGAAGUUGAUACAUUCAUGUUUGAGGGACAUGAUACCACUUCGACAGGAUUGAAUUUCUUGCUAAUGUUGUUGGCAAAUCAUCCAGAUGUACAGAAUGGACUUUAUGAAGAACAAUUAACGAUAUUUAACGGCUCAAAGCGAAAAGCAACUUAUGAUGAUUUACAAAAUAUGGAGUAUUUGGAGCGUUGCAUAAAAGAAUCUUUACGAUUAUAUCCACCAGUUCCAAUUAUUGGACGACUUAUCGACGAAGAUAUUGUCCUCAAAAAAAACUAUAUUAUCCCAGCCGGUAUAUAUAUAGGUAUAAUGAUAUACGAUUUGCAUCGCAAUCCAAAAUAUUGGCCAAACCCGAAUAAAUUUGAUCCAGACCGAUUUUUACCCGAUAAUUGUGUAAAUCGUCAUCCUUUUGCAUAUAUUCCAUUUAGUGCUGGUUCCAGAAAUUGUAUAGGUCAACGUUUUGCAAUGUUAGAAAUGAAAUCAUUCACAUCGAAAUUGAUAAGAGAGUUUAUUUUAGAACCCGUUGAUACUCCGGACUCAAUUGUGAUGCGAGCUGAUAUGAUCUUACGUACAAGUAAACCGAUUAAAGUUAGAUUUCGUAAAAGAACAAGUUUUAUAAUUAUUUGUGAUGUAUUAAUUAUCGUGAUGGCAUCUGUAACAGUUUUAUUACUUGUAAUUGUAAUAUUAUUUAUUAUAAAAUUAUUAUGGGCAAAUCGUUUACAUUGGGAUUAUCGUAUUUAUCAAUGUGUUAAAAAUAUACCAGGACCACCGUGUAUACCAUUGGUGGGAUGUUCAAUACCGUUUAUUGGAACUCGAGAGCACUUAUGGAAUAAAUUUCGUGAAACAGCUGCAAAAUAUCCAGAAAUUUACCGGCUAUGGGGUAUUAAUCGAUGUGUUAUUAUCUUCUUGGAACCAGAUGACAUUGAACUGAUACUUAGUACAAGUACGAAAAAUUUGGUAAAAUGUGAACCGUAUGAUUUUGUGCGUGAUUGGCUUGGUGAUGGUUUAUUACUUAGUAGCGGUAGUAAAUGGAAAUCACGUAGACGAAUUUUAACACCUGCAUUUCAUUUUAACAUAUUAAAUGAAUUUGUGGAUGUUUUUGAAGAAAAUAGUGAAAAAACUGCAAAUUUUAUUAAAAAUAAUUGCAAUAAAGUUUUGAAUGCAGGAGAACUUGCUGUUGAACAUACCAUGUAUUCCUUAUGUGAAACUACCAUGGGAAUUUCUGUGAAUAUGGAAGAUCCAAAUAUUAAGCAGUACAAGAGCGCAUUACAUGAAUUUGGUGGUAUUGUCUACGAUCGUAUCACAAAACCCUGGCAAUAUCCAGGUUUAUUAUUCUAUUUCUCGCAAGCAAAACGAAAUUCAGACAGAUUAAUUAAAGAAAUGCAUAAAUUUACAUUGAAUGUUAUUCAUGAACGCUUGUUAAAUUGGAGUACAGAGGGGAAACAACCUCUAUUUUCCGCAUCUGGUAAAAAAAUUUUCCCAAUGAUGGAUUUAUUAAUUGGUGAAAUGAAACAAGGUGGUGACAUUGAUUUUGAAGGAAUACGCGAAGAAGUUGAUACUUUUAUGUUUGAGGGCCACGAUACAACUUCAACAGCCUUAACUUUUUUGUUGAUGCUGUUAGCAAACAAUCCAGAUGCACAGAAUCGAAUUUAUGAAGAACAAUUAUCCAUAUUUAACGAUUCAAAACGUAAAGCCACUUAUGAUGAUUUACAAAAUAUGGAUUAUUUAGAACGUUGUAUAAAGGAAGCUUUACGAUUAUAUCCACCAGUACCGUUAAUUGGACGUACUUUAGAUGAAGAUAUUGUACUCAAAAAAAAUUUUACAAUUCCAACAGGUGUAUACAUGGGAAUAAUGAUUUACGAUUUACAUCGUAAUCCAAAAUACUGGCCAGAUCCACAUAAAUUUGAUCCAGACCGAUUUUUACCCGAUAAUUGUGCAAAUCGUCAUCCAUUUGCAUAUAUUCCAUUUAGUGCUGGUUCCAGAAACUGUAUUGGUCAACGUUUUGCAAUGUUAGAAAUGAAAUCAUUUGCAUCGAAAAUAAUAAGAGAAUUUAUUUUGGAACCAAUUGAUACUCCUGACACAAUUACAUUGGCAGCUAAUCUGAUCAUACGAACAAAAAAACCGGUUGAAGUUAAAUUCCGUCGACGAUUUUAAAAUAUUUUUACAAAAAAAUAAAUAAUAAAAUUAAAAUUUGUAA